This is a messenger RNA of Dioscorea cayenensis subsp. rotundata (Guinea yam), 1380 nucleotides long. RefSeq names its product cyclin-J18-like. NCBI's taxonomy places the organism in Eukaryota, Viridiplantae, Streptophyta, Magnoliopsida, Dioscoreales, Dioscoreaceae. The record is from RefSeq and is a predicted model, not a curated record. The transcript has 9 exons. The coding region runs from base 178 to 900 and encodes 240 amino acids.
CAAAAUGAACGCCCUUAACCUGCAAAAUAAAAAUGGAAGUUCCUUAGCUACACGAAUCUGAAAUCCCAGCUGGCAUGUGUACACAAUGGCUCAUUUCAAAACACCUUUCCCGCCAUCAGGAUUUCAUCUUUGUUAUAUAAAAGCAUUUGAUCUUCGUCUCCUUCUCCGGCGAGCGCGAUGGAGGUGUCCCUGCCCGUCCCCGCUCACGUGCGGCGUCAUCUUGUAGAGUUCCUCGUCGAGUCUUCUUCCCUGCAACUCUUGGCUUCCCCGAUCGUCAAGUACACCGCACUCUCCUUCUUCGCCGAUCGCUUCCUCCCUUCCCUCCCCUGCUUCUUGCAGGGCAACACGAACCCAAACUGGCUCUUGAACCCUCUCCGAGAGAGCAAUCUCCAGCUCUUCGCCCUCAUCUCCAUCUGGAUUUCGAGCAAAAUACAUGAUACUCGCCCUCUCUCCGUCACUAGUCUCAAGUCUUUGGGUGAUAACCUCAUUGUUGAUCAGCACUUCACUACCAGAGAUUUUGCAAUAGCUGAACUGGUGUUUAUGGAGGUGUUGAGGUUCGAAAUUGGAGCUUCACAGAUUGCUUUUCAAUUCCUGGAAGACCUUCUCAUUCAGUUUAGGGAGCUAUCAAGAAUUGGGGAGCUUGUGAGCUUUCAUCUCUGCACAGAGAUUAUGGAUCUUCUAUAUGAGACAGAAGAGAUUUCAGAGCUUUUCUUUACUCCCUAUGCCCUUGCAGCAUCAGUACUUGUAACCGCAUAUGUUCUGUCAGUCCCCAAGCAAGAAUGGGAGUUUCCUGUUCUUCCAUGGGUUAAGUUCGUCACCUCUUAUGAGGAAGAAGAUAUUGGAGAAAUGGUUGCACACAUUCUCAAACACAUAUUGUGCCCUAAGAUGCCAAUACAAUGAACAACUGGAGAUGCCUCAAUUCAGCUUAAAUGAGUUUAGUACCAGUCAAUGUGGUUCAGACUGUAGUAUAUGAUUUUCAAAGGAGUCUCCAUUACUUUACUGCAGUACUCACUGAUGAAAAGAUCUUGAUAGUAGAGUGAGAUGAAGCCAAACUCCGAUACUUACAUUUUAUCUGUUUUUCUGUAGAUGUUUCAAUCAGUGUAAAUCGUAUUUCAUCAUAUUUUCACUUGUGAGUUGUGACAGUGAUGGAUGAGCAGCAUCCUCCAUAUCUUACUCUUUCAUCAAACACAAACAAUUACUGGUGAAACCAGUAGCAAUAUAAGAUAUAUCUAGCUCUCCUCUCCAAUGAUUUUUAUUUGGUUUAGUAUGCAGACUCUGAAUGAGCUCAAAGAUCACUAUCAUGCUGUUCAAUACAUGCGAUGAAAGGAAGCAUAUCGACUAUUAAGAAUUGCAUCACUUGUCAUUUCUUUGUAAAUUUUA